Molecule: messenger RNA, 1743 nt
Organism: Peniophora sp. CBMAI 1063
Lineage: Eukaryota; Fungi; Basidiomycota; Agaricomycetes; Russulales; Peniophoraceae
Source: the annotation of a GenBank genome assembly
AUGGCGCGCACCAAAUACCAACUGCCCCCAGAGCUCUGGUCUCAUAUCUUUGGCAUCUUGCUGGACGAACAAACCGAUGUGCGAGUCCAAUCAUACAGCAAUAUUCGUCCUCUCGCCGACUGGACUCCGUUACCCGAAGAAGUGGCUUGCCCAGGAUGUAUUCCCCGCUGCAACGCCUAUACCAAUUGCGGCGCACGAAGCGGACAGGCUCAAACCUGCACGGGAAAUCUUGCCCGUGAGCGGCGAGGACUGCAGGCCCUCCUACAUGUCAAUACGGCAUUCCGCACUCUCAUUCGGGGCGCGCGUUACUUCGCCCAGAACGCCAUGACUGAUCUCGCUUGUCGCCUCGACGAAUCGCGGUAUCCCGUACAAUCUGCGGACAUGAUAUAUCCCUAUACGGGUCUCUGUCUCUGCACGCUUCCGGAGAUUUUGAGGCGUCUGGUCCCGGGCUCGCAAGGCCCGCUGCGAGUGCGCAUUGCCCUUCCGUCUCGCAACCACCAUGGUCCCCUAUCGCCCGCACACUCUAUCUGGCAGGUCCUUCAUCAAUACGGCGCAGACCAUCUGGUGGAAGCAUCCUUUUUUUGCGACUCAUCCAUCCAACCAUCCGAUGAGGAUGAAGAGACUCCUGCAGAGGGAGGGGAGCUUAUCAUUGAGUCCACGUCGAUCCGGCGUUUCACAGGCUGGAAUAUUAGAAAGCGGGUUAUCGUCGGGAAACUCCUAACCUCUUUGAGGCUAGGUGCGGAGGUCGAAUUCUACACCUGGGAUCGGGCCGCCCUCUGCCGGAUCUUGCGGUUGUGCCCUCGACUUGAGACCGUACAGCUCCUGUCCAUCUUCGAUCACGAUCUUAGAUAUUGGCUCAUUCAGGAAGAGCCACAGAUUCUGCUGGAACACCUCACUUGCUUUCAUAUCCAAGCCGAGGCAUACGUCUGGAUAGGCCUCAGCGCUCUCCUCGUCACGCCUGUCUUGCGCCGCGCUCACGUCGACGUCGUCGAUUCUUUGUCCCUACACCUAGAGGCCGGUGGGCCGGCAUGGUCGUUCCAUCUCGCACGCAUCUUCCGCCGCACGCGGCUAUCUGAACGGCUCGCAGACAUCAUCUCUGGAGAUGAUUUUCGAGUGGAUCUGCAUUACGAGUGCGACGUGGACGAAGGAUCCCGCGGAAGCCCUAUGCCGCAGAGUUUACCGGAGUACAUGUCAAUAGUAGCGGCAGAUGACGCUCGCCAUCACUCAAUCUCAAUCACGAUACGCUCCCCGAUGACUUGCCCUUUGGCAUACGCCCCGCCCGGCACUCGUGCCGAAUCCGCUCUUUCACAAACGCCGGCCGUCGUCUUCGAAGAAUUUUGGACAGAAGCUCUGCGGAGGCUAGAUGACUUGCGCGAUGGCCAAAGCACCUUAUCCCGAUGCGUACAUGAGCUAAAUAUUACGGGGUAUGCUGGGCUAUUACUCGAGUUUCGAUGGAUCGCACUUCUGCACGAGACCUACAAUCUCCAACGACUCCGUGUACAUGGCAUUGCCGGUCAAGGGCCAGCUUUGGAUCGACUGCUUACCGGUUUGUGUACGACCGUAUCCGAGACAUACACAGACGACGGAGACACGGUUACACUCGAUACGCCCUGCGGCGAGGACGUGACAGAGGUCUAUCUGCCGGACUAUCCGAACAUUCCUCGCGACUUGAUUCAAAGGGAAGUUUCUCUUAGACAAUCCUCUCAAUGUAGAAGUUCCAUCUCAUGGUUUGGGUUGAUGUAA